This is a messenger RNA of Zophobas morio, 1120 nucleotides long. RefSeq lists its product as uncharacterized. The coding region runs from base 40 to 1119 and encodes 359 amino acids. NCBI's taxonomy places the organism in Eukaryota, Metazoa, Arthropoda, Insecta, Coleoptera, Tenebrionidae. The transcript is spliced from 14 exons. The record is from RefSeq and is a predicted model, not a curated record.
UAGCUGUCUCCCCUCCGCACAAGUAGUGGGCCUCCUUGAAUGCCUACUACUUCACCGUCACUACGCAAUAUUUUAAGAAUAUCUGAAGAGAUACGAGAUCAGCAACCUUUGCUAAAUCAACCAAAUGACUUUUCUAUAAGAAAAGCUACUUUAGAAGAACAAGCUCUAAUUAACGGGAAAGACUCCUUCCCAAGCCGACGCAGCUCUUUCGGAGUAAAAGCGUUAAGUAAUAAAGAUGCUUCAAAAAUUGUCUCUGAGCAAUGGGUUAAAGAAUGCCUUCAUAACGCUGCAGCUGAGACGUUAUUUGAAACUCUUGAAAAUCUUACGCCUUCUUGUGACUUUUCUGAAGUUGAAGAAACUGAAUCCUUGAAAGCGCGGUUUCUUCGUUAUCACGCUGAAGAGUGUGCGUUGUCUGAAGAAUUGCUAGCAUUGGAAGACGAACAGUUGUCGAGUGAAAUUCUCCGCAAGAAAAGUUUAUAUGCUACAAAGGAUUUUAGCCUUUUACUGCAAGAAAAGGAAGAAGAAUGCCGGAAACUUGAAGAAGAAAUACAACUUUUACUUCAUAAAUUAAAUUCCGUGCCAGAAGCGGUACUUGUAGCGAACAGCGAGGCAGUUAGCGAUCUUGAUUUUUUUCCUGAUAAUAAUAAAAUAAUUGCUUUAGAAAAUUCGAUUGCAGAAUCGUCCUUGCGCUUGGAACAAACCAAACUUUUGUACGAGGAAACUAAAAAAUUGUGCUCUCCUCCGCUCCGGCCAGCUGACUUUCCCGACAAUAAAGAAGUUUUAUUUUCUGUCGAACAAAAGACUUUGUUAGAAAGUAUAGAAAAAGAAGUUCAAGAGAAGUUAUUAUUGACAAAUGCCGAAAAAAAGCUAAAACAGAAGUGGAGAGAAGACACGUGCUCUCUUCUUGAUGAAAACAGCGAACUUGAUUUUGCAAAAGUCUUGAAGAUUCUUGUGGAGAGCGACGGAGAGAUGGAUUGGGAAAUUCUUAAAUCUGAAAGUAAAAAUUGUUUUUCUGCAAAUUGCGCCGUUUCUUUGCUAUACGAACUCGUUGCUACGCGCUUAUUAAAAAUAGAUAGAAAAAAGCAGCCGGCAAAAGUAUCUAUUGUUACUUUCGAAUAAA